Messenger RNA from Malus domestica (apple), 2197 nucleotides. The record is from RefSeq and is a predicted model, not a curated record. NCBI's taxonomy places the organism in Eukaryota, Viridiplantae, Streptophyta, Magnoliopsida, Rosales, Rosaceae.
AUAAAAUUUCCCAAACAGUAAACAGAUAAACUAGAAACAACUCCGAAACCCAGGAGCCGCAAUCAAACCAAAACCCGGAAGGGCAGAAGGAGAAUUGGAGCACAACAGCAAACAUUGGGAGAAAGAAACAAAACAAUGAGCAAGAACAUCUCUCUGAUUCUGAUGGGUUGCGGCGGCGUUGGGCGUCAGCUCCUCCAGCACAUUGUCUCCUGCCGAUCACUUCACGCCAAACAGGGAAUCCACCUGAGAGUAGUGGGAGUAAGCGACAGUAAAUCCUUACUCGUUGCAUCCGACGCUUUCACCAUGGAGCUGCCUGAUGACUUUUUAUUGGAAGUUUGCCGGGCCAAGUCGAAUGGCGCUUCUCUCUCCACGCUCAGUGGUUAUGGGGAGUUCCAGGUAUUCACGAAUUCGGAAUCAACCAAAAAGAUUGUAGAUGUUGCUGCAUUCUUGGGUAAAUCAACAGGUUUGGCACUUGUCGAUUGCUCUGCCAGUUCUGAUACUAUUCCGGUACUAACCCAAGCGGUGGAUUUGGAUUGUUGCGUUGUCAUGGCAAAUAAGAAGCCUCUUACUUCAACAAUGGAGGACUAUGACAAAUUAGUUUCUCACCCACGUCACAUUCGUCAUGAGUCAACUGUUGGUGCUGGCCUCCCUGUCAUAGCAUCCUUAAAUCGCAUACUGUCAUCUGGAGAUCCUGUCCACCGCAUUAUCGGGAGUUUGAGUGGGACAUUGGGGUAUGUAAUGAGUGAGCUUGAAGGUGGAAAGCUACUAAGUCAAGUUGUUCGUUCUGCUAAAAACCUGGGUUACACUGAACCAGAUCCACGCGAUGACCUUAGUGGGAUGGAUGUUGCAAGAAAGGCUUUGAUACUAGCUAGGCUUCUUGGUCAGCGCAUUAACUUGGAUGCCAUUAAGAUUGAGAGUUUAUAUCCUGAAGAAAUGGCACCUAGUGUAAUGUCUAUUGAAGACUUUCUGGGAAGUGGGCUAUUAUUGCUCGAUAAAAAUAUCCAAGAGAGAGUCUCUAAGGCUUCUUUGGAUGGGAAGGUGCUACGUUAUGUCUGUGUGAUUGAGGACUCAAGUUGUGAAGUUGGCAUUCAAGAGCUUCCCAAGGAUUCUGCUUUAGGAAGGCUGAGAGGAAGUGACAAUGUUUUGGAGGUUUACAGUCGAUGCUAUAAAGACCAACCGCUGGUGAUUCAAGGAGCUGGAGCCGGCAAUGAUACUACAGCAGCUGGUGUCCUUGCUGAUAUCGUUGAUAUUCAGGAUUUAUUUCCUUGAACGCUUUUUCUGUAGGUUACAUCGGAGAAACUCGAUGCAGAUACAUUGUUUAGUAUCUUUAUGAGGUUAUGCAUCUGGGAUUUUAGAGAUCUCACCUUCCAGAAUGUAGCGAUGCAUUUUGCUAAUAAUUGGGGACUUGGAGAUUUAGCGAUGCAUUUGGCAGUUAAAAUCUUACAUCAAGGAAAUGCCGCAACGGUUCAGACUAUCAACUGCUAAUUUUGUUUCAAAGAAACUCGACAAAUCAUGAUCUUGUUACUAGGAAAAGAUAAGGUCUGAGUUACGGGAAAGUGUCAGAUGGGUACAUCUUCUUCGGUGAUCAAUUUCUUAUAGAUGAUAAAGGCGACCGAUACAAAUCUACCACAAAAGAUGAUAAAGGCGACAAAUCUGGCACCAAAUGCACGCAGAAAACCCUUGCUAAAACAGCGAGGCAAAGUCAAACUAUCUCUAAAAUAGUGAGGCCACAUCAACUUAAGAAAGAGAGACAUUCGUACCCAAUAAAUGGCAGCGAGGCGGGUGUUGAUUUUAACCUUUGUGUGUUUCGGAUAACUUUGAGGGGUAAAAGCUGAAUUAAUUGGCCUUACCAAAAUAUCAAGGCUCCCAAAUGUUGCGUGUACGAACUUGGCCAAGGAAUUGAUGAUAACCGGUGACAGACCUAACUUGUGGAGCUUAGAUGUUGCUGCUCUUCCCCUCUUCUCAUCCCUGGAAGUCAACACUACCACCACCCCUUGAGAUGCAAGCUGCCCCUUGAGACCUAACUUGUGGAUUCUUCUGCCUAGAAGUAAUAUUGCUAAGCAAAUAUAUACCAAAUUUUGUGUUUCUAUUUGAGCCAAAUCACCUGUUUAUGUAAUGCUUAUACACUAAAUGCUCUUGUUUGCACUUCUUUUUCACAGACGUUUCUUGCUAAGUAUCUAUACGAGAGCCUUCAAUC